GAAAAGAAUAAAUUAAUGCAAACAAGUCGGGACAAAAAAAUGGACAUUGACAGAAAAUUUAGCAAGGACACGAAUGAGAUAUUGGGCAUGCAAAUGGACAUGGAUAACAUGGCGAACCGGAAAAUGGACAAAAAAAAGCUGACAGGAAUGAAAAUGGACACGGCCAAGAGUAAGCACAUGAAAAUGGACAUGACAAAGAGCAAGGACAUGAAAAUGGACAUGGAUAUGGGAAUGUCACAUAAUGAAAUGGGUAUGGAUAUGAAUAAAAUGAAACGACUAAUGGAGGGAUACAAAUAUCACGUGAUGCUGGAUAUAACUUCUAAACUAAUGUUUUGUUGGAACGUUAACUAUUCUAACAGAACGGUUUCCAUCCGGGUAACUUGCCAACUCCCGCCAAAUUAUUGGUUUGGUGUAGGAUUUUCCGAUUAUGGGGAGGUAACUGAUGCUGAUUUUGUUGUGUUUUGGAAUGAUCCUGUAUCUACUCACCAUUUACAGGAUUCUUAUACUGACAGUAAUGGUGUAUUGCAUGCCGACCAUUCCCUGGAUUAUACCCUGCAUAGAGCACGAACCGAGGAUGGUUUAUCUAUAUUAGAAUAUACUAGACCAUUUGAUACGUGUGAUGAACGAGACUAUCUCCUGGAUAAUGGUACAACACAUAUUGUAUAUUUUGUGUCAAAAGGAACACCUUCCACGUGCGUAGGGAAAGACGUCAGAGAUUUACACCAUGGGUUCCAAAGAGUCCAGUUAUUAAAACCAGACGUCCACCUACCUCCUCUACCUACAGAUGUCUGGACAUUUGAGAUUACAGCACCAAAGGUAAAAAUACCAGGUAGUGAGACAACCUAUUGGUGGUUUAUAACAACAUUACCUAUAUUACAUCAUAAACAUCAUAUUGUUAGAUAUGAAGGAGUUAUACAGAAAGAGAACGAAGAUAUUGUACACCAUAUCGAGGUCUUUCAUUGUGUUGGAAGGAAACAUGUUCAUCCAUACAGUGGCCCCAAAGUUCCCGAGGGUAAAAUGGAUCCAACAUCAGAUUUAGCUAGCUGUAGGAACGUGAUUGGGGCUUGGGCUAUGGGUGCUGAGCCAAUCAUUUAUCCAGAAGAAGCUGGUUCCCCGAUAGGAGGCGAAGGGUUCUCUCCCUUUAUUUUACUGGAAGUUCAUUAUCACAAUCCACAUCUUAGAACAGGUCAUGUAGAUAGUUCAGGUAUUAGGUUCUAUAUAUAUUAUAACAGGUCAUGUAGAUAG
This is a messenger RNA of Patella vulgata (common limpet), 1245 nucleotides long. Its product is annotated as dopamine beta-hydroxylase. NCBI's taxonomy places the organism in Eukaryota, Metazoa, Mollusca, Gastropoda, Patellidae. The record is from RefSeq and is a predicted model, not a curated record. Gene Ontology annotation, biological process: octopamine biosynthetic process; norepinephrine biosynthetic process; dopamine catabolic process. The transcript is spliced from 7 exons. Gene Ontology annotation, cellular component: secretory granule membrane. The coding region runs from base 16 to 1245 and encodes 409 amino acids. Gene Ontology annotation, molecular function: copper ion binding; dopamine beta-monooxygenase activity.